Molecule: messenger RNA, 939 nt
Organism: Rattus rattus (black rat)
Lineage: Eukaryota; Metazoa; Chordata; Mammalia; Rodentia; Muridae
Product: olfactory receptor 1468-like
Exons: 1
Coding region: 1-939 (312 amino acids)
Biological process (GO): G protein-coupled receptor signaling pathway
Cellular component (GO): membrane
Molecular function (GO): olfactory receptor activity; G protein-coupled receptor activity
Source: RefSeq, a predicted model, not a curated record
AUGAUAAAGAACAACCAAACUGUCAUCUCCCAGUUCCUCCUCCUGGGCCUGCCCAUCCUCCCAGAGCACCAGCUCCUCUUCUAUUCCCUGUUUCUGGCCAUGUACCUCAUCACCAUCCUGGGGAAUUUCAUCAUCAUCAUCAUCAUUCUUCUAGACUCUCACCUCCACACACCCAUGUACUUGUUUCUCAGCAACUUGUCCUUCUCUGACCUCUGCUUUUCCUCUGUCACAAUGCCCAAGUUGCUGCAGAACAUGCAAAGUCAGGACAUGUCAAUUUCCUAUGCUGGCUGUCUGACACAAAUGUACUUUUUCAUGUUUUUUGCAAGCCUGGAAAAUUUUCUUCUUAUGGUCAUGGCCUAUGACCGCUAUGUGGCCAUAUGUUUCCCACUUCAUUAUACCAUCAUCAUGAGUCCCAUUCUCUGUGUGUGUUUGGUGCUGCUGUCCUUGGUACUUAACAUGCUGAAUUCCAUGUUGCACACUCUACUUGUUGUUAAAUUGUCAUUCUGUGAGGACAAUAUAAUCCCCCACUUUUUCUGUGACAUAUCUGCAUUGCUCAAGUUGGCCUGCUCUGACAUUUAUAUUAAUGAACUAAUGAUAUUUAUCAUGGGAGGGAUAAUUAUUGUCACCCCAUUCUUACUCAUUGUAGUUUCCUAUGUACAAAUUGUCUGCUCCAUUCUAAAUGUUUCAUCUACUCGGGCCAUCCACAAGAUCUUCACCACCUGUGGCUCCCACCUCUCUAUGGUCUCACUAUUCUAUGGGACAAUUAUUGGUCUCUACUUAUGUCCAUCAGCUAACAACUCUGCUGUGAAGGAGACUGCCAUGGCUAUGAUGUACACAGUGGUGACCCCCAUGCUGAAUCCCUUCAUCUACAGCCUGAGGAACAGAGACAUGAAAGAGGCACUGAUAAGAGUCCUUUGUAAGAAGAAAAUCUCUUUAUAA